This is a messenger RNA of Racocetra persica, 204 nucleotides long. NCBI's taxonomy places the organism in Eukaryota, Fungi, Glomeromycota, Glomeromycetes, Diversisporales, Gigasporaceae. The record is from the annotation of a GenBank genome assembly.
AUGAGUCCUCUAUUACAAUUUGAAGUGAUGCAUUCUCGUGUUGUUGUUGUCGACGCUGAUGGUAAGAGUGUGGCUGGAGUCAAUCGUAAUAGUUUUGUGAGUUCAAAUAGUAGUGGUUCUAGCAGAAACGACGCGAAGAGCAAAAGUAGAAUGAUAAAGGUGCUUCAAUAUGAUAAUAAUAAUAAUAUGGAUGGGAAAACUGGG